AUGCGUGAAAUUGUUCACAUUCAAGCCGGUCAAUGCGGAAAUCAAAUCGGAACUAAGUUUUGGGAAGUGAUUUCUGAUGAGCACGGUGUACAGUCCGACGGUUCAUACAAAGGAGAAUCUGAUUUACAAUUAGAGCGAAUUGAGGUCUACUAUAAUGAAGCUCAAGGCGGAAAAUACGUUCCUCGAGCUGUGCUUGUUGAUUUGGAACCUGGAACGAUGGACGCAGUGAAAUCAUCAACGUACGGAAAGAUAUUUCGCCCUGACAAUUUUGUUUUUGGUCAAACAGGAGCUGGUAACAACUGGGCUAAAGGUCACUACACAGAAGGAGCUGAACUAAUUGAUGAAGUGCUCGACGUAAUUAGAAAAGAGGCUGAGAGUUCUGACUGCCUACAGGGAUUCCAAUUAACUCACUCGCUGGGUGGAGGAACUGGAUCUGGCAUGGGUACGUUGUUAAUAGCGAAAAUCCGCGAAGAGUAUCCAGAUAGAAUUAUGGCAUCGUUCUCCGUCUUUCCGUCACCGAAGGUUUCUGACGUUGUUUUGGAGCCCUACAAUGCAACCCUCACUGUACAUCAAUUAGUCGAAAAUACGGAUGAAACGUUUUGCAUCGACAAUGAAGCGCUGUAUGAUAUCUGUCAGCGCACUCUAAAGCUUUCGUCACCAACUUACGGAGACUUGAAUCAUUUAGUAUCCAAUACGAUGUCCGGUGUCACAACAUGUCUACGUUUCCCUGGCCAACUAAAUGCCGAUCUACGGAAAUUAGCAGUUAAUAUGGUCCCAUUUCCACGUCUGCACUUUUUUAUGCCUGGUUUUGCUCCAUUAUACGCUCGUGGAGCAGCUGCGUAUCGGUCAACAAGUCUCAACGAGCUCAUUCAGCAGCUAUUUGAUCAUAAAAACAUGAUGGUUGCAUGUGAUCCUCGACAUGGACGAUAUUUAACAGUAGCAGCAAUGUUUCGCGGAAGACUAUCAACCCAUGAGAUGGACACUCAAGUGUAUCAAAUGCAAAAUAAAAAUUCUUCGUACUUUGCUGAGUGGAUACCAAACAACAUAAAAACUGCAGUCUGCGAUAUUCCCCCCCGGGGUCUGAAAUUAGCAGCCACUUUUCUCGGCAAUACAACUGCAAUUCAAGAAAUUUUUGUACGUAUAGCAGAACAGUUUGAAGCUAUGUUUCGUCGCCGUGCAUUUCUACACUGGUAUACCGGAGAGGGAAUGGACGAAAUGGAGUUUACAGAAGCUGAAAGUAACCUUAACGAUUUGGUUGUAGAGUACCAGCAGUAUCAGGACGAUGCGGAAGAUUUGGGCGACGAGGAUAUUGAUCAGGAACGCGCUGAAGCUGACGAUCAAGAAUAA
Molecule: messenger RNA, 1347 nt
Organism: Enterobius vermicularis (human pinworm)
Lineage: Eukaryota; Metazoa; Nematoda; Chromadorea; Rhabditida; Oxyuridae
Source: the annotation of a GenBank genome assembly